Messenger RNA from Schizosaccharomyces octosporus yFS286, 741 nucleotides. RefSeq names its product YjgF family protein Mmf1. Gene Ontology annotation, molecular function: deaminase activity. The record is from RefSeq and is a predicted model, not a curated record. NCBI's taxonomy places the organism in Eukaryota, Fungi, Ascomycota, Schizosaccharomycetes, Schizosaccharomycetales, Schizosaccharomycetaceae. The transcript has a single exon. Gene Ontology annotation, cellular component: cytosol; mitochondrion. The coding region runs from base 39 to 530 and encodes 163 amino acids.
GGAAAACUGACCAAGAACCAAGUUUUGGUCUUAGCAAUAUGCUUAGAAAUUUGGCUAGACAAUCUCUUACUCUCGGUCGUCCUCUUCUAACCAGAUCUCUCAACAUCCCCAGCCGUAUCAGUUACCGCCCUAAGUUUGUAUCCAACAUGAGCACCAAAACCAUCAUCAACAGCCCUAAGCUUUCUAGUGCUGGUCCUUACAACCAAGCCAUCAAGGCCAACGGAACCAUCUAUUGCUCUGGUCAAAUCCCUGUCAAGGAUGGCAAGGUUGUCGAAGGCUGUGUUGGUACUCAAACCCGUCAAUGCCUUUUGAACUUGCAAGACGUCUUACAAGAAGCUGGUUCUGGCUUAGAUAAGAUUGUCAAGAUCAACAUUUUUUUGUCUGAUAUGAAUGAUUUUGCUACCGUCAACAAGGCUUACUCUGAAACACUUCCUGACCCUAAACCCGCUCGUUCUUGCGUAGCUGUCAAGACUCUUCCUCUUGAAGCCCAAGGUGUUAAAAUCGAGAUUGAGUGCAUUGCUGUUGAGUAAGCUUGCUUUGCUGGAUUUAGCAACGAGUGUUAUAACCAUUCGCCAAUCCUGAUGAGUAUUGUUUCUAUGCCUGAUAAAUGUUUUUAACUGGUAGCCUUUUGAAUAUAUGCUUUUGGCUUUCCUUCAAGAACAAUGCAAAAUUUGCUCUAUUUUUUAUUUGAAAGCUUGUCGCCUGUAGCUGUAAACUCAUUUUAAAUUUAUUACAAUAGAG